AUGAGCCAAGGGGAUGACUUGCGACAGCUCGAGCUGGAACUCCGACGGGAGGGAACCCCCCUCACCAAUUAUUACCGUCACACCCGCAUGGAGAGAGGGAACACGCCAUCCAAGGCCACGCGACAUGUUUCUUUUACGCGACGGACACCAGCUGAGCGCCGGGAGGAGCUCUGGAUCAUGGACAGGAUCCUGGAGCCCCAGACAAUCGCGCACUUCUUCGCCUGCGUGUUUGGUAGCCCGCUCCCCAACGGCCAGCAGACCAAGUUCCCGGUGCUGUUUGAAGCUGAGGCCCCUUGCAUCAAUCUGCCCUUGUCUGCGUGGGCGCCGCCCCCGUACGACGGCAGCCAGGAUUCGGCGAUGGAUAAGAUCGUGACGCACAUUGGUUCGUACGAGGAUCAAAACAACCUGAUGCUUAUUACAAAGGAGCUCAGGACCAUAAAGGCGCUGGUCUGGUCGGGGAUGGCGCCGGUGUCUGAGAGGCGCUGGCGGGAGCUCGACCUCGACUCGCCCGGCAACUUCCACAACGCGUGCCGGUACUUUUGUGCCGUCAUUGACGUGUUCCACUACCUCAACAUGCCGGCAGUGAAGGGUCUCUUGCGCAAGACGUACAACGCGAUAUGGGACGAACUCAAGAUUCUCGAGUAUUCGUUCAACCACCAUAGGAGAGCUAAAGGAGAACCAAAAGUCAACCUCACUGGGAUGUGGCAUGAGUACAUCGAUGCGCUCUUCGCCUCGAUAACCCAGCACGCCCAUGAUUGGGUGACAUCCCGCAUUGAGCGGCUUCGCGGGCCAGUUCUCCAGCGGUUGAACGACAGUCUAAAGAACAAAUCCUCCUUGGGUGGAGUACUGGGCCAGUCACAGGAAGAGUUGGAUCUCUUGAACAAGCUGCACGAUAUGGUGGAGAACGCAGCCCAGGCAGACACGGCCAUCUUCCUGCCAAUGGACGGGUACAGAGGGAGUGGGCUCGUCAGCCAGGACAACGCGCCGCUCCCAGAUGCCAAGAACCCGUAUCGUGAACAGCCCAUAUCAUUUUCAGCGAACAAGCGAGUUCGAGAGUUUGACUACUACGCUCGACUCAAAUACCUGACGACGUUUAAAAAAUGGCAAGAGUUUGACAACAUCGAGCUGGCCAGUAUUGUCGACCGGCUUGACGCGGUGUCCAAGGGAGAUAGCUUAAGCGCGAACCAAGUAAUCGCGCAGCACCAGGCAAGAAUGGAACUUCGAGGACCAACCAAACCACCAUUGGAUGAACAAUGGGUAAUUGAUUCUAAACGAAAGGGAGGUAGUAGGCGGUGGGGGUUCAUGGCCUACCGGCUGUGCUAUGAUCAUACAGAUGAGGAAUGGGAAGAGUUUAAGGCCAAGUUCGAGGCGGAUAUAUCAAAUUGGCGAAAGGAGAUGCCUGAUAUGGAUGAUAUAAAGGCGAGAUCUGUAGUUGAGUGGCGGGAACCGCGCACAGUUGGCCUUCCUGAGAAUGAUGUUGACGCCGUUCGGAAGCACUUCGCUUCCCUUGAGAAAUUCAACUUGAUCCCCGAUGAUGUUAAUAUGAAUGUUAUACUCGCUGCAGACAAAGCUGUCAUCGACUCAUAUUUGAAACCAACUCCAGGUCAAGGUGGGUUUGUGCUCGCCAUCGAAGCUUGGUUUGACCCCGAUAACGAGUGGCGCAAGCAGCGAAACGAGUCACCAGGAUACACAGGCACCAUGAGAAUCUUGGGAAGUGUACUUUGGGAUGACGUGAGCGCAUCGUUGUUUUUGCAAUCGCGGCGACUGGAUGACAUCUGGGUCUUGGCCAUGGAUCAUCCCCUUAAGUUGUAUGAGGGGUACAUGCCGCGACAUGCUCCGGCCUAG
This is a messenger RNA of Clonostachys solani, 1845 nucleotides long. NCBI's taxonomy places the organism in Eukaryota, Fungi, Ascomycota, Sordariomycetes, Hypocreales, Bionectriaceae. The record is from the annotation of a GenBank genome assembly.